Molecule: messenger RNA, 129 nt
Organism: Haemonchus placei
Lineage: Eukaryota; Metazoa; Nematoda; Chromadorea; Rhabditida; Trichostrongylidae
Source: the annotation of a GenBank genome assembly
AUGACUGUGGUGAUUCCAUUAGAGUCAAUACCAGUGAAUAGCAGAAAUGUAGCAAAGCAAUACGGUGUCAUCAAGAAUACGAUCGGACAAGCAGCCUGUAAUAGCAAAAGGAGAAACAUUUGGCGCUGA